GGAAGCAAAGCGGCACCGGUCCGUUUUAUCAAAAAGGCUUUAAAAAGUACUGUGGGGGAAAGUUUGGAGUUGCCGCUGAUAGACGGGUAUUUUACGUGUCAAAUUUGUAAUAGCUGUAAAAGUAGAUAUAUGGAAAAUGUAGUAACCAAAUAA
Messenger RNA from Mucor mucedo, 153 nucleotides. RefSeq lists its product as uncharacterized. The annotation marks the transcript as partial. The transcript has a single exon. The record is from RefSeq and is a predicted model, not a curated record. NCBI's taxonomy places the organism in Eukaryota, Fungi, Mucoromycota, Mucoromycetes, Mucorales, Mucoraceae.